AUGGUUGACAAGAUCAACUUGAUGCAGAACUCAUGGACGGCCUCCAAAGAUCAGCCGCCUUUCAAAGGUACGUCAAUCAAAGAUGUCCCUACUGGGUCUCUUGACGAUCUGAAGCCCUCUUCGACUUUUGAUGACGAAACUCGCCUCCUCGGAUCCACAGAACCGGUGUUGACGAAUUUACCAAGUGACUUUGAUGCUCGUCAGAAGUUUGCCUCUUGUGCUGGAGUCAUUGGGCAUGUGAGGGACCAAAGUGCCUGUCAUAACUGCUGGGUUAGUGGCUCAACCGGAACGUUUAAUGAUCGUCUGUGCAUCAAAUCCGGCGGUAGCUUCAGAAAUAUCCUAUCACUCGGUUACAUCACUUCAUGCUGCAAUCGUGCUAAUGGAUGUCCUAAGUGA
Molecule: messenger RNA, 396 nt
Organism: Perkinsus marinus ATCC 50983
Lineage: Eukaryota; Perkinsozoa; Perkinsida; Perkinsidae
Product: cathepsin b, putative
Exons: 3
Coding region: 1-396 (131 amino acids)
Biological process (GO): proteolysis
Molecular function (GO): cysteine-type peptidase activity
Source: RefSeq, a predicted model, not a curated record